Molecule: messenger RNA, 2119 nt
Organism: Oncorhynchus gorbuscha (pink salmon)
Lineage: Eukaryota; Metazoa; Chordata; Actinopteri; Salmoniformes; Salmonidae
Product: polysialoglycoprotein-like
Source: RefSeq, a predicted model, not a curated record
AAACGGUCAUUAGUGGCCUAUAUAAGCCUCAUACAGGCCAUGGGAAGACAUUACCUGUUGAUAACACAGAUUAUUUUCAUGAUCAUGGGAGGUGUGAGAGAAUUGCUGCUGGUUGUGAUGACUGUGGGGGUUGUCAAAGUUUCUUGUUACCCUGUUGGAAAGUCCCAGAAGCAAGAUCAAGUCUCUCUGCAGAGGAGACUUGGAGAGCUGUCAUCAAAUGACGUCUCCAUUGUGCAUGCCCUGGCCUUGCUCCGAUCCAUAGGGUCUGACACUAAACAAGCCAGAGAAGAGUAUUUAGAGACCAAUGAAGUAGAAUCCCAAGCUUCUCCAAACCACGGUAGCUCUCUGGCAAAUGAUGCCCUGUCAUCUGAGGAGAAGCUGAGACGCAUGUCCUCUGACGACGCCACCUCUGAAGCUGCGACCGGCCCGUCCUCUGACGACGCCACCUCUGAAGCUGCGACCGGCCCGUCCUCUGACGACGCCACCUCUGAAGCUGCGACCGGCCCGUCCUCUGACGACGCCACCUCUGAAGCUGCGACCGGCCCGUCCUCUGACGACGCCACCUCUGAAGCUGCGACCGGCCCGUCCUCUGACGACGCCACCUCUGAAGCUGCGACCGGCCCGUCCUCUGACGACGCCACCUCUGAAGCUGCGACCGGCCCGUCCUCUGACGACGCCACCUCUGAAGCUGCGACCGGCCCGUCCUCUGAUGACGCCACCUCUGAAGCUGCGACCGGCCCGUCCUCUGACGACGCCACCUCUGAAGCUGCGACCGGCCCGUCCUCUGACGACGCCACCUCUGAAGCUGCGACCGGCCUGCGACCGGCCCGCCCGUCCUCUGACGACGCCACCUCUGAAGCUGCGACCGGCCCGUCCUCUGACGACGCCACCUCUGAAGCUGCGACCGGCCCGUCCUCUGACGACGCCACCUCUGAAGCUGCGACCGGCCCGUCCUCUGACGACGCCACCUCUGAAGCUGCGACCGGCCCGUCCUCUGACGACGCCACCUCUGAAGCUGCGACCGGCCCGUCCUCUGACGACGCCACCUCUGAAGCUGCGACCGGCCCGUCCUCUGACGACGCCACCUCUGAAGCUGCGACCGGCCCGUCUGACGACGCCACCUCUGAAGCUGCGACCGGCCCGCCCUCCUCUGACGACGCCACCUCUGAAGCUGCGACCGGCCCGUCCUCUGACGACGCCACCUCUGAAGCUGCGACCGGCCCGUCCUCUGACGACGCCACCUCUGAAGCUGCGACCGGCCCGUCCUCUGACGACGCCACCUCUGAAGCUGCGACCGGCCCGUCCUCUGACGACGCCACCUCUGAAGCUGCGACCGGCCCGUCCUCUGACGACGCCACCUCUGAAGCUGCGACCGGCCCGUCCUCUGACGACGCCACCUCUGAAGCUGCGACCGGCCCGUCCACUGACGACGCCACCUCUGAAGCUGCGACCGGCCCGUCCGGUGACGACGCCACCUCUGAAGCUGCGACCGGCCCGUCCGCUGACGACGCCACCUCUGAAGCUGCGACCGGCCCGUCCGGCGACGACGCCACCUCUGAAGCUGCGACCGGCCCGUCCGGCGACGACGCCACCUCUGAAGCUGCGACCGGCCCGUCCGGCGACGACGCCACCUCUGAAGCUGCGACCGGCCCGUCCGGUGACGACGCCACCUCUGAAGCUGCGACCGGCCCGUCCGGUGACGACGCCACCUCUGAAGCUGCGACCGGCCCGUCCGGUGACGACGCCACCUCUGAAGCUGCGACCGGCCCGUCCGGUGACGACGCCACCUCUGAAGCUGCGACCGGCCCGUCCUCUGACGACGCCACCUCUGAAGCUGCGACCGGCCCGUCCUCUGACGACGCCACCUCUGAAGCUGCGACCGGCCCGUCCUCUGACGACGCCACCUCUGAAGCUGCGACCGGCCCGUCCUCUGACGACGCCACCUCUGAAGCUGCGACCGGCCCGUCCUCGACGACGACGCCACCUCUGAAGCUGCGACCGGCCCGUCCUCUGACGACGCCAUGGAUAUCUGACGUGGGACAUGCAAGAGUUCAUGGGUACUCUAGUCCAGUGUGUAACUGCAUUUGCUUGUUUUAGCUCAAAUAAACAUUAACUGUAA